GCAGCGGCUGAGUACUUUCCAGACAGCGAAAGAAUCAACCGGCGGUGGAAAUCCCCGCUUGCGCUAGCCCCCGUCUCCCCCAAAGCUCACGCCGCCGCCGUUGCCUCAGCUCAUGUCACCCAUCCCACCAAUGUCGCAGCAUCCUUUACCACGCAGAUUGGCGACGCCCAAUCUGCCCUCUCCGCCUUCUCCCUCCCAGCCGGUUUCUCUGAUACUCGGCUGCGACGCACGAUGGGGAGGAGGGAAGAGGAGGCGGCAUCUCUGUCCAGUUUAUCUAUUUCCUCUGUGAUGAUCUCUAAUGUCUUUCUCCCUGAAUUUAUUUUACGAGUAUUUAUUCACCCACCACAUUUAUCCAUAAAAAGGAAACUGGGAAACAAUAGUUCAAGACAUAAGAAAGAUAGAUGCCCGCUAAUUUUAGCGCUCGACGAUUCCUCCCCACCUCUUAUUUUUAAUCUGCUUGACUGUAACAAGCAUCUUUUAGGUGUUUUUUUCCUUCUUAUUUCUUUUGGAUUUUUCUCUACUUUCUUUUUUGUUAAAUUAGCGGAGAAGUGAUCUUCAUAGGAAUACACCAUAGAGGCAAUCUCGUUUUGAAUCCGAAUUCAGUUAUCAUAGUUAUUCCCACCUUCCUCUCCUCCAUUUCAGGAUUAGAAUGGAGAGAGGGGAAGGUGGGGCAGAUUGCUCAAUCUAUCGCGCCAUUGUAUUUUCUUGAAAGGAAAAGGAGAGCGGGAAUUUGAGGUAUUCAUCAUAAUCUUUAUGCGCUCCCCUGAAAUGUCAUUUUUUUGUUACUAGCUGAUCACUAUUGCUUAUGGUUUCUCUUCUAUAAGGAUAUUGUAGUUUUCAUGCAUUAUUGCUUACUAUUUUUGUUAACUUCUGAUUUUUGUUUAUAGAGUUAUUUGAUUUUCCGUGCAAAGAGAGUUUCAAUUAUUUUUGUCACUGGAGUUAAUUUAAUGAAAUGGUUUUGCUCUUAAAUUUGAAUCAAUAUUUAAUAAGGACAAGAAUGAUCAGUUCUUGAUGUUUGCCUUAAAAGAUGGAAAUUUGAUCACAUUAGGGGUGCUUAGUCAAAUUAUCCCCUCAAUUUUGAAAAAGGUUGUACUUGUAUUAUAGAUUUUGGAGAUACGGCUAAAACCGUGUUAUUUGGUGGGAGAGUUGGAAAUAGUAUUUUUGACUAUUAUCAAAAAAAUUCCAUCUUUUUUCAUUCUUAAUGUAAGUUUCUUAUUGAGUUUAUGAUUGUUUUUUUUUUGUAAUUAGUACUUCAGUUAAAGGAAAUCUUUGAACAUAUCUCUGCUUCAUAUUAGUGUCUGGAAUCUGGACUUCUUGUGCCGUCAAAUUCAAAGUUUAUCGUUGUUAGAUUCAGAAGUUCUGGCACUGCUUGUUUUCUGCUGAAUGAAGAUACACAUUCGAUUCCUUCGAUCAAGUGGAAAGGCACUAAAUGUGUUUGUAGGCCACCUUUGUUCGAAGUGCACUAGACAAGAUGAUGGUGGCACUUCAAGAAGCCAGGGCACUGGUACCAUGUGUGUACAUGGGCUCUACACACCGUCCAGUAAAGAGGGUCAAUCUGCAACUGUAGCCAAAGUUGCUGAUGAUGAGGGAAACACAGAAGUGCCCAAUGUCCAGUUGAAAGAGAAAUCAGUUAUUGGCUUUGAUCCUCCUAGGAAGCCGAGUGCAAGACAUCGACUCAAAAUCUGGAUCAGUACUCGGCACAAUGGCAUAACUGGACGAUAUGGGAAUAAAUCGGCUGAACAUGCCAAUAUCGGAUGGCCAGAUUGGCUUGUGAAUGUGGCUCCCGAAGCAGUGCAAGGCUGGCAACCAUUGCAAGUAGAUUCAUUUGAGAAAUUAAGCAAGAUUGGACAAGGGACUUAUAGCAGUGUGUACAAAGCUCGGGAUCUUAGAACAGGAAAGGUUGUCGCGCUCAAGAAGGUGCGCUUUGUCAGCACGGAUCCUGAAAGUGUGCGCUUUAUGUCUAGGGAAAUAUCUGUUCUUCGGAAACUCAACCAUCCAAAUGUUAUAAAGUUGGAAGGGAUAGUAACAUCUUCUGUUUCACAAAACCUGUAUCUUGUAUUUGAAUACAUGGAACAUGACCUUGUUGGUCUAGCUGCAACUCCAGGCCUCAAGUUCACUGAGCCACAGGUCAAGUGCUUGUUCCAGCAGAUACUUAGUGGCCUAGAUCAUUGCCACAGCAAUGGAGUUCUUCAUCGUGACAUGAAGGGUUCCAACCUCCUGAUUGAUAGCAAUGGUGUUUUGAAGAUCGCCGACUUUGGCCUAGCAACAUUUUAUGAUCCUGGCACUCAGCAACCACUGACAAGCCGUGUUGCAACGUUGUGGUACAGGCCACCAGAGCUUCUGCUUGGUGCCACCAGGUACAGUGUUGGUGUGGAUAUGUGGAGUACAGGGUGCAUUUUUGCAGAAUUGCUAGCUGGCAAGCCAAUCAUGCCAGGCAGAACUGAGGUGGAGCAAAUUCACAAGAUUUUCAAGCUCUGUGGAUCACCCUCUGAGGAGUACUGGCAAAACUUGGAGGUGCCUCCAACAGGGGUGAUCAAGCCCCGCUGUCAGUAUAAGCGGUGCAUUGCUGAGAAUUUUAAAGAUUUGCCUCCCUCAGCUCUAGGUCUUAUAGAUAACCUGCUUGCAUUAGAACCAGAAACUCGUGGAACAGCUGCAUUGACUCUUCAGAGUGAUUUUUUCAGAACAGAGCCACUUGCUUGCAGCCCUUCAAGCUUGCCAAAAUGUCCACCAAGCAAGGAAUAUGAUGCUAGACUCCGACUAGAAGAAGCUAGGAGGGAAAGAAAGGCAGAAUCUGUUAGACCGGGAAUUGAGAAUACAAGGAAAAAUCGUUCUGCCUAUGGUCCCAUCAAUUCGAAGAGACUUGCACAUACCAAAACAAAGUUUAAGAAGGUAAAUCUCAACCCAGAGGAUGAUCCAAGCACAUUGGCUACUCAGGUGCAACCUCUAGGAUUUGACUCCACAUGGAACAACAAAGGGGGUAACAAUUAUACUGACAAUGGCGAAGUACCUGCACGCAAAUAUAGAUCUGCCCGGGUGGCAAAUUCCAUUGUUUCAAGGACAGAGGGCGGUCCAGAUAUGCUUCAACCUGAAUCGACUGAUAUGAGGAAUGGUAUGCCUGCUUCUCACAACAGAAGUACGGGAGCAAAGGUCCCAAUGGUGAAGUACAAGGGUAAGAAGAGCAAAAUCCACUACUCUGGUCUACUGAUUAAACCAGAUGGAAACUUAGAUGUUGUGCUCAGGGAACACGAGAGGAAUAUCCAAGAAGCGGUGCGCCAAACACGGCUCGACAAGAGCAGAGAGUUGUGAAACAGAUGAGAUCCCAACAUCUCCGAGUCCAGCUCAUGGAGGAAAAUCGCAAAUUCUUCUACGAAGCUUCUUCAGGCGAGCUAUUGCUCCUCUAACCUGAAAACGAAGCUGAAAAGAACAGAACCAUUUGGUGGUGCAGAUAUGUGGAAGGUGCUGGAUUCUACGGUUGUCACUCUUCAGUAUGAGAAAAAUGCAAGCCCUUAGUGAGAUUACGAGAAUAUGUGCUAUUCAUAUAUAUAUGUGUACUGCAUGGAUAUGGUGGAACUUAGGGGAUGGAAGUUUGUGAAAUGCAAGCUAAGGUGGGUGUUUGGACGGUUAUGCUCCUCAUGUUCCUGUCUUCACAAAGAUAUCUGAAGAACAAGAUCUUCAGGGAGCUGAAUUUAAUUAUUUGAACACGGAAAUCAUAAUUAUGCUGAACAAACAUGGUGCACAGAACAUCACAAUUUGUCAUGACAAAGAAAUGUAUCCCAGUGUACCACCAUGAUAACUCCUGUAUGCAUAGCAAGGCUCCUCAAACUUAUAAAGUGUGCACGAUGUCAUUAUAUACGGCAUUGAAGAAAAUGGCAACAACAUUAAUUUUCC
Molecule: messenger RNA, 3888 nt
Organism: Brachypodium distachyon (stiff brome)
Lineage: Eukaryota; Viridiplantae; Streptophyta; Magnoliopsida; Poales; Poaceae
Product: probable serine/threonine-protein kinase At1g09600
Exons: 8
Coding region: 1384-3306 (640 amino acids)
Biological process (GO): positive regulation of transcription elongation by RNA polymerase II; protein phosphorylation
Cellular component (GO): cyclin-dependent protein kinase holoenzyme complex; nucleus
Molecular function (GO): ATP binding; RNA polymerase II CTD heptapeptide repeat kinase activity; cyclin-dependent protein serine/threonine kinase activity
Source: RefSeq, a predicted model, not a curated record